This is a messenger RNA of Diorhabda sublineata, 1613 nucleotides long. RefSeq names its product pickpocket protein 28-like. NCBI's taxonomy places the organism in Eukaryota, Metazoa, Arthropoda, Insecta, Coleoptera, Chrysomelidae. Gene Ontology annotation, molecular function: ligand-gated sodium channel activity. Gene Ontology annotation, biological process: sodium ion transmembrane transport. The coding region runs from base 141 to 1559 and encodes 472 amino acids. Gene Ontology annotation, cellular component: membrane. The record is from RefSeq and is a predicted model, not a curated record. The transcript has 9 exons.
UUUCGAAAUUUGUAAUAAAGAUGCGCAGUAGCCGAAAUAAUGAAUUUAUCCCAUAAUUUUCUUCAACUUGAUUCGAUGAAUCUCCGACAAGUUUGAUUAUUCUAAAUUUCAAUAUUUCUAGAAUAUGGUGGGCGAUAAGCAUGGUCGUUUCGUUGUACAUAUGUACAAAACUGGUGCUCAGUGCUUAUGGUAAAUGGCAGAACACACCAGUAAUUGUUAGUUUUGCUACAAUCGAUACACCAAAUUGGCAGGUGCCUUUUCCAGCGGUUACUAUCUGUCCCGAAAUUAAAUCGAUCCCUUCCAAAUUCAACUAUUCCUACUAUUUAGGGAAAAAAAUUAAGGGAGAAAGCUUGACUGAGCUAGAAGAAUUGAAAUUUGGAUACGUCACUUUGGCAUGUAGACAAGAUAAUAACAUUAGUUUUAAAAGUACUUUGGCAGAUCGUGCCGCUAAAGAAGAUAUUCACACCUUUCUUGAUUCGGUACAGCCAGAUUUCUUCAAAACCAUAUCCAAAUGUAAAUAUAUGGGAUACGUGGAAAAUUGUUCGGAAAUAUUUACUCCAAUCAUUACUGAUGAGGGCAUAUGCUAUUCAUUCAACAUUUUAGAUCGAGAUCAAUUAUUCAAAGAUACGGUAGUCCAUUAUAAAGACUUCCACAAAACUAAAAAAUCAAAUUGGAGUAUAGUCCACGGAUAUUCACUUAACGAUGAGGCUAUAACUUACCCAAGGAGAGCUCUUUAUGCAGGUGCCAUUUUUUCUUUAGAAGGAGUACUAACUGUUAAAGAUGAAGAUCUUGAUUAUUCUUGUGGAUCCUCAAUACAAGGAUUUAAGAUUGAAAUCAGCGAUCCAGGCCGGAUACCACGUGUAAGACAACAACAUUUUCGGGUACCUCUAGAUCAAGUUGUGGUUGCAGCAAUUACACCAGAAAUAACAACUACUGCGGAAGCUAUAAGGCGGUAUUCACCGAAAAAAAGAAAUUGCUAUUUGCCAGAUGAGAAAAAACUCAGAUAUUUCAAAAAUUACACUCAGAUGGAUUGUCAGAUUGAAUGCAAAACGAAUUAUACACUAGAAAAAUGUCAAUGUAUCGAUUUUUAUAUGCCAAGAGAACCUCACGUUCCUGUUUGUACCGGAUCACAGAUCAACUGCAUUUUCGAAAGUGAACGGGAAUUAUUGUUGUCUGGUAUAAAGAAGAAGAUUGAAUUGUUAAAAGAAGGUAAACAUCAAGUUGACAAAUGUGACUGUAUGCCAAUUUGCACCUCAAUGUAUUAUCGACUGGAAACAUCUCAGUCUCCUUGGGACUGGAAAGCACAAUUGGAAAUGAAUGAUAAAAAGAAACAUCUAAGCUCGUUUCAAAUAUACUUCAAAGGAAAUCAGUUUGUGACAAUGGAAAGGAACGAACUUUUUGGUAUCACUGACUUCUUAGCUAACUUUGGAGGUUUACUGGGAUUAUUUGUUGGUUUUUCACUUUUAUCUUUAAUAGAAAUUAUUUAUUUUCUAACAUUACGUAUAUAUUGUAAUAUAACUUUAUUUGGAAAACAAAAUUGGUCAGGGUAUCAAAAUUAAAAUUAUCAUUAUAUAUGUAUGUAUUUAUUAUUAUUUUGUACGAUAAAAAAAUAA